Molecule: messenger RNA, 3416 nt
Organism: Brassica rapa (field mustard)
Lineage: Eukaryota; Viridiplantae; Streptophyta; Magnoliopsida; Brassicales; Brassicaceae
Product: GATA transcription factor 26
Biological process (GO): regulation of DNA-templated transcription
Molecular function (GO): zinc ion binding; sequence-specific DNA binding
Source: RefSeq, a predicted model, not a curated record
UUUUAAAAUUUAUUUAUCCUAAAUCAGACGGUGGAGAGAGGAGUUGCGUCCAUGAUCGUCAUGGUGGACGGUGACUUUACAUUUCCAUUUCUUUCUUCUUCUUCUAUUAUGAAAAAUACAUAUUUAUGUUUACCAGUAUUGUGUCAUCGUACAUGAAUAAGGUCAUAAGAACGAGCAAAAGAAAACUAAUCUCUUCAUCUAGUCGUCGCUGACAAAAAAAAUUGUUAUAAACUUAACUCUUAAGUUAAAGAAAACUACAAUCUGUUAUUACCUUUAAAAAAAAAUCCAAUAUAAAGUAACAAUAUUUCAUUACGUUUUUUUUAAAACUACAUGUUUUUGAAAAUUUUAAUAAAUAAUUAAUUAAUUUAGUAAAUAAAUAUAUUAUAAAAUAUAUAGAGAUAUAAAUAAUAUAUUAUAUAUUUUUCUAUACAUGUAUAUAAACAUGGAUAUAAUGGAUUGGAUCGGAUCUCUAUUUUUUAAAAUAUAGUAUUUGUUAUUUGAUCCGUUUUUGACAGAUAUUAGAUUUUAUUAUUUUCAUUGAUUUGUAAAAUUAAAAUAUCUAAAUUUUUUGGAUUAAAUAAAAAUCUAUAGAUACUUUUUUCCAAUCCUAGAUGUGCAUACCUGUUUACUAAAUCAAUAAUCAAAUUCUUACUAACUGAUAUUUACUAAAUCUUUUUUACAACACAUUACAUUUACUCAUUUGGCUAUAUAUGAUAUAUUCCCGUAUAAUUUCACAUACUGUCGACAACAUAAAAGAUUUGCAUACACUCAUGUUGACCAUUUAGCAGCCAUUUUUGAGGAGAGAGCUAGAUACCUGUUUACAUAUACCUGGCUUAAGUAUUACUGGAACCAUUUUAUCUUUAUUCCUCAUUUUAUCUUUUUUUUUUUUUGGACAUCAAACGACUAUUGCCUCAUUUUAUCUUUUAGAGUCAUUAAUAUAUAAUUGUCGUUAUAAUAUUUAUUAUAUGCAUUGGCAAUACCAAAAGAAAAACAAACAAGAACUAAAAGUCUAAAGUCAACAAGAAAGAAGGAACCAUAAGGCACAAGCAAUAAUAUUCCUCCAAAAUCAUUUUAGUUUAAAGCCAUUACAUUCGUUUAUUUUUACUCAACUAAUUAUACACUUUUUUAUAUAAAAAUGAAAUUGCAAAAAUUUAUUUCAUAACAAUACAGAUAAAAGAUUGAAAAAGCCAGUUUUUCGCACCCAUUUAUUAGAUUCUUCUCCUCUCAAGAGUCUUCUUCUCCUUUUUAUUGGAUUGUAAUUAGACUGAUAGCUCAAGGAACCAAAAACAAAACGGAGAAAAGAAAGAAAAAACAAAAUUAUCUCUUUAAAUUAAAAAAAUUCUCAGCCUUGAUUUUAUUUUUAAUUAUCAGCAACUGUUUUGGAGUUUUCAGAUUCUUUUCUGGAAUUUUCUCAUAGGAAAAUUUCUGGGUUUUCUUUUUUCCUUCUUGGGUUUAAUUUGUUCCUAUGCAGUUUGGUAUAUCCCAUUAAUAGCUCAAUAUUAAACAAAAUCUAUAAAGUUUAAAUUUAUUUCCAUAAAUCUCAUUGCUUAGUCUAUAAAAACUGCAACUUUUCUCUGAAACUAUACUUUUCAUUUCUGAAAUAAAAAAAAAACAAUAGAGAGAGAGAGAGAUUAUGGGGAAGCAAGGACCUUGCUACCACUGUGGCGUUACAAGCACACCCCUGUGGAGAAACGGGCCACCAGAGAAGCCAGUGUUGUGCAAUGCGUGUGGGUCUCGUUGGAGAACAAAGGGAUCACUUGUGAACUACACUCCACUUCACUCUCGUGCUGAUGGUGAAGAGAACAAGGAUCAUCAGAGGUACCAAAGAAUGAAGAGCAUCUCUGUGAAUAACAAGUACAAAGAGACUAAGACGCUCAAGAGGAAAGCAAUCCAAGAACCGGUCUUGGAGUUCAACUACGGUUUCAAAAAGGCUGUGGUAGAGGAGGAUGCUAGUAAUAGAUCGAGUUCUGGUUCUGCUAUAUCCAACUCUGAGAGCUGUGCACAGUUUAGCAGUGCAGAUGGGAGCGAGUUAACAGGUCCAUCACAAUCUAACGCGUGGGACACAACUGUUCCUUGCAAGAGGAGGACGUGUAUGGGCCUCCGACCAAAGACAUCUUCAGUUGAAAAGCUCACACAGGACCUUUACAAUAUUCUACAAGAGCAGCAAUCGUCAGUUUCAUCAGGGGAAGAAGAUCUUCUGUUUGAGAACGAGAUGUUGUCAAUGGUCUCUGUUGAGAUUGGACAUGGGAGUGUUCUGAUGAGGAAUCCUCACUCGUUUGCUCGGGAAGAGGUUUCUGAAGAAGCCAGCUGCCUCUCUUCGGUUGAGAACAAGUCAUCCAUCAGUGAUGCAUACUCCUCACAUUCCGUGAAGCGUGCUGAGAUUGGAGCAGAGAGAGGUUCAGUGUCUGUUGGACAAUCAGUAAAGGAAGAGCAACUCAAGAGGUUAAUGACCAAGUCUCAAAAUGGAAGAGUGCAUGUCCUGGGGAGCCAUGGUUCACCACUUUGUAGCAUAGAUUUGAAAGAUGUUUUCAACUUUGAUGAGUUCAUAGAACAGUUUACAGAGGAAGAACAGAAGAAACUGAUGAGAUUACUUCCUCAGAUUGACUCUGUUAACCUUCCUGAUAGCCUCAGAAUGAUGUUUGAAAGUGCUCAGUUCAAAGAGAACUUCUCUUUGUUUCAGAAACUUAUUGCUGAUGGUGUCUUUGAGAUGCCUUCUUCUACCUCUGAAGCAAGACUUGAAGAGAUGAGGACUUUUAAGAAGCUUGCAUUGUCUGAUUUUCGCAAAUCUCGUUUGGUGGAAAGCUAUAACCUCCUCAAGGAAGGAGACAAAGGAUCUGCUACUACAACUUCAAGAAGCUCAAACCCAAAUGUACAUAAACAUAUUGUAACUAUUAAGAGACGCUGUGAAAACCAAACUCAGUUAAAGUCAGAGUCAAGAGGGCUUAUGAGGAGCCCCAAAAGUGUAACGAAGAUGAAAGCAAGCUAUGAAGGAAACGGCUCAUGCUUUAGCCAAAGAAGCUUGGCUUCUGUGUUUGCUCAAGGUAAUUGCAGUUCUGAUCAAGAUCUCCUUCUUUUGGACUUGCCGUCAAAUGGGUCGUUUCCUCAAGCAGAGCUGCUUCACCAACUAUGAGGGGGACAAAAGCUUUAGACUUCAUGGUGCUUCUCAGUGGUGAAAGAAGGAUUCUUAAGCUUGAUUGAGAUUGAUGAGAGAGAGAGAGACUCUUAGGCUUUCUGAGUCUCUGCUUUAGAAACAUAAAAUUACUUCUUCUUUAGUUUGAGUCUUGGGCUUUCUUUGGUGGUUAAGUUUAUAAAGUGGGUCUUUAUAUACAUACUUUGAGGUGGGUCUUAUCUAUACAUAUGUAUAUACAUUUUGCCUCCUCUCUUUCAAUGAACUUUUUAAACUUGAAACUUCCAUU